Anguilla anguilla (European eel) is the source of this 2309-nucleotide messenger RNA. RefSeq names its product cyclin-dependent kinase 20 (gene cdk20). Gene Ontology annotation, molecular function: ATP binding; cyclin-dependent protein serine/threonine kinase activity. Gene Ontology annotation, cellular component: nucleus. The transcript is spliced from 8 exons. Gene Ontology annotation, biological process: protein phosphorylation. Bases 327 to 1361 code for a protein of 344 amino acids. Lineage: Eukaryota; Metazoa; Chordata; Actinopteri; Anguilliformes; Anguillidae. The record is from RefSeq and is a predicted model, not a curated record.
UCUGCGCAGUGUCCGUUCUGGUUUAAGUUAGCUGCGUCGCUAGGAUACAAGCUAAUGGGGGUGUGAUAUGCAGUAAGCGUAGUCUACCUGGUGAAAGUAUACAGGAGUGUGCGAACGCUGCUUCUCACUGCUUUCUGUCCAACAAUGGGACUUGGAGAACUGCAUCAUCCUGGGUGCCUAUCGAAUGAAAUGUGUAAUCAGUUGAGCUCAUGAUCGGUCCAGACAGGAUUAGGUUGCAGGCUGACCAGCUAAUGACUGUUGUCGCUAAUUUGCUGAACUGUGACUUCUAGCCGUUCGUUCGCUUGGCUAUGUAACGUCAGUCGCUGAUGGAUCAAUACAGCAUUUUGGGUAGGAUCGGGGAAGGGGCCCAUGGCAUCGUUUUUAAAGCCAAACAUAUCGAGACAGGAGAGACUGUGGCCCUGAAGAAAGUGGCCCUCAGAAAGCUGGAGGAUGGCAUCCCGAACCAGGCCUUGAGAGAGAUUAAGGCCCUACAAGAGAUAGAAGACAACCAGUAUGUGGUGAAACUGAAGAAUGUCUUCCCCCACGGUACCGGCUUCGUGCUGGUGUUCGAGUACAUGCUGUCUGACCUGUCCGAGGUCAUCCGCAACUCCCAGCGUCCCCUCACCGAGUCCCAGGUCAAAGGUUACAUGAUGAUGCUGCUGAAGGGGGUGGCCUUCUGCCACGAGAACUCCAUCAUGCACCGGGACCUGAAACCAGCCAACCUUCUCAUCAGCUCCACCGGUCACUUGAAGAUCGCGGACUUCGGCCUGGCCAGGCUGUUCUCCAACGAGGGCCAGCGGCUCUACAGUCACCAGGUGGCCACCAGGUGGUAUCGAGCACCAGAACUCCUGUAUGGGGCCAGAAAGUACGAUGAAGGUGUUGAUCUCUGGGCAGUGGGGUGUAUUUUUGGGGAACUUUUGAAUAAUUCCCCGCUCUUCCCCGGGGAGAACGACAUUGAGCAGCUGUGCUGUGUCCUGAGGGUCCUGGGGACGCCCAACCAGCACGUGUGGCCGGAGAUCACAGAGCUGCCGGAUUACAAUAAGAUCACCUUUAAGGAGAACCCCCCCAUCCCGCUGGAGGAGAUUGUUCCGGACACCUCCGCGCAGGCCGUGGACCUGCUGAAGAAGUUCCUGGUGUACCCCUCCAAACAGCGGAUCAGAGCAAGUCAGGCUCUGCUGCACCCGUACUUCUUCACGGACCCCCUGCCGGCCCAUCACUCUGAGCUCCCCAUCCCUCAGCGCGGGGGAAAACGCUCCCACCAGCGGCUGCAGCCCCCCUACGAAUUCUCAGUGGACCGGCCCCUGCACGAGAGCUUGGUGGAUCCCGGACUGAUCCAAGGGCACGCGUGGGGGUGUUUCUGACAGGCGUCCGUGUUCAUCCACAGCAAAUAUGCGUUUUAGUUGUUCUUGGGUGAUAUGGAAACACACAGUAGUCAUUUUACGUAAUUCUAUCUUACUGUUUUGAAGCCUGAAUAUUCUAAAUCACUGCACUACGUUUUUUUUUCAGGAUUUAAACAUUCCGUGAAAGACAAAACCCUCAGUUCCUAAAAAUGUGUAAUUAUGUUUCUCCUGGUCGUAUGUAAUACCAGAUCUUCCGUUUGUGUUAUUGAUGAUUUUUCUCUUAAAUGGCUUGACGCUCUAAUUUGUGCAGUUGAUCUAGAUUUUUUCUUGGAUAUAUAUUUGAGUUAGUCUUGUAAAAACCAAACACAAACAAACAAAAAAAAAAAAAGACCAAUAAGGAAUGUUGCUUUCCAGGAAAUGAUUUGGGCAUGCCUGGCUGUUUGUCAGAAUCCAGCGGUGAUGGCUGAUUCUUGCGCGGUUAUAUCAACGAUCGCCUCCACUCCGAUCCCUGGAUUGCUGUGGUCUUUGCAUCCCUGAGCAGAUAACCGUUUUUUUUUUUUUUUUUCCUUUAGAGACGCGCGACGCGCUGAUAAGCUCGCCGUGGUCUGCCCAGCGAGAGUCGCGGAGCUGGGUAGGCCGACCGCGCGGCUGGCUCUGCUCGUUUCGACCGCGGUCGCGAGGCUGCUCUGUGAGGAGGGCGACAGUGACUCCCUCAGGGCGUGUCUCUGUCUGUUAAGGGCGUGGGCGCAGAAACAGUCGUGCCCAGUAAAAAUUAAAAAAGAAAACUUAAAGUCUGUCGAAUUUAAAUUCUUUGUGUAUUUGUGUUGUUUGAUUCCCAGUGCUGCAUGUGAAGUGUUUAGUUUAUUGUGAAAGCUGAGAAUUCGCGUGCGCUCUGAAUCUUGCUGUGUUCUUUCCUCACUCUCGAACCUCUCUUGGCGGUUGUGGUUUUGAGGUCAUUGAUCAAGCUUU